AUGAACACAGGCAAGAUCAUCCUCGGCCUGAAAAUCAACCUGAUCCUAUUUCAUGUUGGAGCUGCUGCCCUGUGCACUAUCUCCAUCUCUCAGACAUCUCUCCUCGAGGUGGACUACACCAAGAAGAAUGUUACGAUGCAAUGCUCCUUCACCACCUCAGGGUGCCCCUCGGAGCAACCAACAAGCCUGUGGUUCCGCUAUGGAGCACAAAAGACUGAGAACCUGUGCGUGCAUGGCUGUAGGAGUGACAAAUUCACAGAGAGCAGACACCAGGCUGAGAAUCAAGUUUCCCUCACAGUAAACAAUGUGCAAGUCAAUGACAGCGCAAUCUACAUCUGCGGAAUCGCCUUUCCCACAUCGGGGGAUCCCAGAGCAAAGCAAACGGGAAAUGGGACCCUGCUGGUGGUAAGAGUUUCCAAAGUCAACAAGGUGCAGACACUCCUGAUAGUUGUCUUAGCACUGCUCUCUAUUUACAUCGUCGGACUGGGUGUGGUCUUCAUAGUCCUUUCCAAAACAAAAUCUAACGAUCAAAGAAAAAAAGUAACAGAAGACUCACAAAAGAAAAAAAGUGCUCGGCGUGUCUUUCAGGAAAUAGCUCAAGAACUAUAUAAUAAGAGACACAUGGAAACAAGAUAUCCACCUGAGAAAGAGGACACUUAUGAAAACAGAAGUGCACUUUCCAAGUAUGAAAGACCAUAGAAAGGUUUUCAUUUUGUAUGACAUCCUCAGAAAUUCAACAGCAAGUCAUGGCAGUAAUAGUGGGCAUAAAUGUAUGAAGACUUUAAUCAAAGAAUGCAAAAUAAAUGGAAAAACUGCCUGGCUAUAAGCA
Messenger RNA from Suncus etruscus (white-toothed pygmy shrew), 829 nucleotides. It is a transcript of the gene IGSF6, whose product is annotated as immunoglobulin superfamily member 6. The record is from RefSeq and is a predicted model, not a curated record. The transcript has 6 exons. Bases 1 to 699 code for a protein of 232 amino acids. Lineage: Eukaryota; Metazoa; Chordata; Mammalia; Eulipotyphla; Soricidae.